This is a messenger RNA of Glarea lozoyensis ATCC 20868, 432 nucleotides long. RefSeq lists its product as uncharacterized. The transcript has a single exon. The record is from RefSeq and is a predicted model, not a curated record. Lineage: Eukaryota; Fungi; Ascomycota; Leotiomycetes; Helotiales; Helotiaceae. Bases 1 to 432 code for a protein of 143 amino acids.
AUGGGACCUCACGAUCUGACGGAUGAGCAACUGCUACAAAUGCUCGCCGCAGUGCUGGCGCAGGUUCAUAAGGAGACUUUCUGGAAAUUCAUCGAUAAGAACGUGUCUUGGGAAGUCGUCAGCAUCAUCCUCGGCAUUGACGGUAUCGGAACAACUACGAGGCGUUUCGACAAAGUCUACGAAAUGCUCAAAGCCAGAAUCACCUUCGAAGAAUCGGCUAAAUCAAAGAAGAGAAAGGCGGAGAUGGUUGAAGCAGAAGACGGAAAUAUGGCAGAUGGAGAGGAGGAGGAGGGUGCGCGACCUACCAAGAGACUUCGCCUUGACGAGGAUGGAAAGGGCACAAGCAAGAAGUUGAGAAGCCGUUUGAGGGCGACACCACGGAAGAGGCAGAAUAAGAUGAGUCUGAGGGCGAGAUCACAGGCGAGGAGAUAG